Messenger RNA from Pan troglodytes (chimpanzee), 6624 nucleotides. It is a transcript of the gene SUCNR1, whose product is annotated as succinate receptor 1. Bases 2579 to 3547 code for a protein of 322 amino acids. Gene Ontology annotation, molecular function: G protein-coupled receptor activity. Gene Ontology annotation, cellular component: plasma membrane. The record is from RefSeq and is a predicted model, not a curated record. The transcript is spliced from 3 exons. NCBI's taxonomy places the organism in Eukaryota, Metazoa, Chordata, Mammalia, Primates, Hominidae. Gene Ontology annotation, biological process: G protein-coupled receptor signaling pathway.
GACAGAGUUUUGCCAUUUUGCCCAGGCUGGUCUCCAAUUCUUGGACUCAAGUGAUCCGCCUGCCUUGGUCUCCCAAAGUACUGAAAUUACAGGUGUGAGUCACCAUGCCCGGCCAGUACUGCAAACUUUCACUGCCUUUCAAACUUCCAUUGAUUCUCAAGCAGUGCAUCUCAACAUGUUAUAUGUAAAAAAAAAAAAAAAGACAAAACAAAAAAACUUUGCCCCCUCAAAAUUUGAUGUGCUAUACUGAAUAGAAAUAGUUUCUGAGGAGGUUUCUACUCUCACAGGCAGAACUGGCUACAUAUUUAGUAGAGCCCAGUGGAAAAGAAAUAUAUGGGGUCCCUUGUUAAGAAGUUAUGAAACAUUUUAAUUAAGAAUGUGACAGUAGAGCAUUAACUCAACUGUGUGAUCUUUUUGAGUGUGAAGCACUGUGAGACUACACAGUAGCAUACCAUGAAACCCGCCCUGCUCACAGGGUCAUAAUCCUGAAUCCAGCCUUGUUCCCGUGCAGCUAUCAUUUUGCAGACCUGCAUAAAGCUUUGUAGCAGAAAUACUCGUGACCUUUUAGUAAGUCUUUCCCAGAAACACUCUAGUAUCUCAACUGAGAGCAUUCUGAGGAAACAGGAAGCAGGACUUGGGAGGGAAACAAGGCUACCAGGCUACAGUCUAGAUGACGUGUACUAUGAAAAAGGAGAAGCAUAGACCAAUUUUUGUCUUAGCAGCCAGAGUGAGAUGGUAGUCAGGAAGUGGGACGAAGAAAGAGGAAGCUCUCGGGAACUCCCACCACCCCACAAAGGGGGAAUUACUCUUUUCUUCCAUCAGAAUGGUGGCAGAAACCUGUGAAAUACAUCCAUUUGUCUUUGUUUCUUGGAAGGGGUUCGUGUUAAUUUAUGUCUAAAAUUAACAAGCCUGGCAUUGGUUAUUCAAAUGCUUUUUGCCCUUUUAAAAAUAUAGACAAAAAUAAUGUUUUAACCUUUCUUCCUUCUAAAAGUAGAAAAGAAUUGCAUUACUGAAAAAUACCUGUUAUUAAUUCUUAGACUUUGUUGUGCACAAGGGUAUUGUCAUUCAAUUCUGUAGGCAGUCAAGAAUCAGAGUCGGUGCUUUUAGAAUCCAAGUACAUAGGCUUAAGCUCUGGUCCCUCCCGUUAUUGAUUCUGCAAUCUUGAGAAAGUUAAUUGACCUCUCUGAGCCUUAGCUUUUUAAUCUGCAAAAUGAGAAAAAUCUUAAAUAAUAACAACCUCAGAGGAUUACUAUAUGCAUUUGAUGCAUAAAGGUACUUAGUGUAAUACCUGCCUGCCACAUCACAAGAACUCAACAAAUUAUAGAUAUUUUUAUUUCAUGUAAAUGCACGUUUGUAUACAUAAAUAUUCAUACAUGUAUAAAUAUAUUUUACACAUGUAUAUAAAGUGUGUAAUAUAGACACAUAUGUAUGUAUAUAUGUAUGUGUAUAUAUACAUACAUAUAUUUUGAGUUUCUGAGUUUUUAAGCUGUCAGAUAUUGGUGAGGAGAAAUGCUUAGUUAGGAGGAUGCCUGUAACAGAGCUUCUUUUUGGGCUUCUGCCUGUCAUUGCUAACUCAAUAUUCAACUUACAUAGCAUUUAAAUUGAAUUACUGCUGCCUGCACAAUUAUGGGCUUUCUUAGUAUAAUCCCUAUGCUUCACAUCAAGAAGACUGAGUGUUUACUUGAAUCUAAACCUAAUAUAAUGCUUGGAAAAAGCCAGGUGUGCUUCCUGUCUGAAAUGGUGGUAAUGUACUUCCAGAUGUUUUUCAGAGCAUUGAUUGGGAUAUAUAAAUUGCCAUCUAUUAAGGUUAUUUUACUUAGCAUCUCUCUCCCUAAUCCCUAGAUAUCUGAUGUAUCUUUUAUGUGUUUCUUGAUUUUAAGCACAGAAAAUAAAAUGGAAAAUAACUUGAAGCUCUAGUAUCUUUUUGCUAGUACACCAACAUAGCAUAUAUCCAGGUUUCCCUUUAAAAUUCCAGUUUUAUAGUUCCCUCAAAGUUAUUGAAAACAGAGGUUUCGUUAUUAUAUUCUCAAUACAGAAUUCACUAAGAAAAUUAAUUUUAAAAAAGAAGAAAAGCAGAGGCAACUGUAUUCCCAAUAUAAGCAGUAUUUACCACUUCUUAUUGUGUAAAUAUGCAAAUAAAAUGAAAAUAAGGAAUGCUUCUCUGUUGCUUUGGUAGUGGAUAAAAUAAGUUCAACAGUGUCUUUCUAAGAAUCUAUUUGGUAAAUGUAUUUCCUGUGAAAUGAGUUACUUGUUUUUUGUCAUUCAAUUGCAAAACUGCAUGUGAAAAUAAAAUAAAUGUGAAUGUGAAAAUAAAAGUCUCACAAAAAUUCCUCUGCAUGAACAUCUCUGACUGGGAGGUUUGACUGAAUAAAUUAUUCCUGGGCUUUUGAAUUAUUAAUCUUGGCUGCAGGAUAUGCAAAUAGGAUAUGCAAACAGGACACUGUAAUAACCAUGUCCAGUGGCACAACACUGGGUCAGAAGCUAUAUCCAGCUGCUGGCAGAGUUCCUGUCAAGGGAUCAGGUCUUCCAACAGAAUGGUUAUGGUUUAACUCAGCAGAAUUUGUUGAACAACUACGACAUGCUGGGGAUCAUGGCAUGGAAUGCAACUUGCAAAAACUGGCUGGCAGCAGAGGCUGCCCUGGAAAAGUACUACCUUUCCAUUUUUUAUGGGAUUGAGUUCGUUGUGGGAGUCCUUGGAAAUACCAUUGUUGUUUACGGCUACAUCUUCUCUCUGAAGAACUGGAACAGCAGUAAUAUUUAUCUCUUUAACCUCUCUAUCUCUGACUUAGCUUUUCUGUGCACCCUCCCCAUGCUGAUAAGGAGUUAUGCCAAAGGAAACUGGAUAUAUGGAGACGUGCUCUGCAUAAGCAACCGAUAUGUGCUUCAUGCCAACCUCUAUACCAGCAUUCUCUUUCUCACUUUUAUCAGCAUAGAUCGAUACUUGAUAAUUAAGUAUCCUUUCCGAGAACACCUUCUGCAAAAGAAAGAGUUUACUAUUUUAAUCUCCUUGGCCAUUUGGGUUUUAGUAACCUUAGAGUUACUACCCAUACUUCCCCUUAUAAAUCCUGUUAUAACUGACAAUGGCACCACCUGUAAUGAUUUUGCAAGUUCUGGAGACCCCAACUACAACCUCAUUUACAGCAUGUGUCUAACACUGUUGGGGUUCCUUAUUCCUCUUUUUGUGAUGUGUUUCUUUUAUUACAAGAUUGCUCUCUUCCUAAAGCAGAGGAAUAGGCAGGUUGCUACUGCUCUGCCCCUUGAAAAGCCUCUCAACUUGGUCAUCAUGGCAGUGGUAAUCUUCUCUGUGCUUUUCACACCCUAUCAUGUCAUGCGGAAUGUGAGGAUCGCUUCACGCCUGGGGAGUUGGAAGCAGUAUCAAUGCACUCAGGUCGUCAUCAACUCCUUUUACAUUGUGACACGCCCUUUGGCCUUUCUGAACAGUGUCAUCAACCCUGUCUUCUAUUUUCUUUUGGGAGAUCACUUCAGGGACAUGCUGAUGAAUCAACUGAGACACAACUUCAAAUCCCUUACAUCCUUUAGCAGAUGAGCUCAUCAACUCCUACUUUCAUUCAGAGAAAAGUGAGGGGCUUGUGAAACAGAUUGUUCUACAGAUGAAUCUGUAAGCCAGUUACAGUUUGCUUUAACUCGUAGACAUCAAUCAGAGAGUGUCACAUAUUUAACCUUGAUCUAAAGACAAGUUGUACCCAGAGUAUGUGAAAAGAAUCGGACGACAAGAAUGUACUGGUUUCUUCCUCUAAGAAUUGAAAGGAGUUGAGCUGCCUUAUGUUUGGGCAUGUAACUCCAAAAUACUAGGUAUUAUAAGGCUUUCUCAAUCAGUGCAAAAAUGGAAGAUAUAUAAAGCAACAAGUUGUCUGCAUUUGAUCAUUGGUCAGAUUGUAAAAAAAAAAAAAAUUGUUUUGGCAACAUUCUCUAUGUUAUUCUUAUUCACAUGAUCCUAGAACUUUAUGUGAGAACCGAAUAGCAGAAGAUAUAUUAUUAAAUAGUUUUUAGAAGUUGUGCUGUUAAGCAAAUGUAAAGUCAACAGUAACAAUGAUUAAGAAAGGAAUAUAAUGAGUUCAAAGAUAUCUAUCUGAUAUAUUUUUUAUAUUCAUCAUGAAUCGGGGUAGUCUUGUAAUUUAUCUAACCUUUUUGUUGUAUGGGUUUAUAGUGGAAAGAAUCUUAAUUUAAAUAAAAAGAACCUAAAGAGAUAAUUCAACAAAAGUAGAGAAUAUGUUUGAGCUUGUCAGAGAAUUUAAGUAUCAAAAUACUAGAGAGAUACACCAAGGAUAUUUGAAUAAAAAAAAAAUUUGUAGAACACAAAAUGCCUAUCAGGAAACCCAAAGCAAAACAGAACAAAAAGUGAAUACAUCAUUUUAAAUGAUGAUUUUGCCAUCUGGUAUUUUAUUAUCAUAAUUUGACCAUCAGUGCAUGAAAAUAUAUUAAAGUUCAUUAGCCUUCUGCUCUUGAUUUAAUAGUGAACUUUAAAAUAUAUUAAUAUCAUAAACCAGCAAAUAAGGAGAAAUAAACUGAUAAUACUAGAUUCAUUGGGAUAGUUUUCCCUUUUGGAGGGAAAGUCACAAUUUUUCUCCAUGAUCCCCCAUUUUUUGUAAACACUGGAAUAAUUUACAAGGAUAACUUUUUUGUAGCGAGAGCAAAUCACAUCUGGAGUGAGCCUUGUUUUCAUGCAACAUUACCAUAAGACCACUGGAGUAAAUGUUUCAAACAAAAUGUACUUCAUGAAAUUAUAGAACAUAAAAAUAUUUAUGUGCAUAUUAACCUGUAUUAUCCCAGGAGGGUUAAUGAGGCCCCAUUUCCUGCACAAAACAAAUGUAGGGGAAAAAAUGGGUGCUGCAUUAGCUUUUUAAAGUCAAACAACUAUCACAUAAUAAUUCCUUGAUAUGCAACAUAAAGUACCUAUGGCCACAUAUCUAAGUUCCUUUCCCUGAUGUCAUUAGCUAUAAGGAGUGAGUAAUGUGAAGGACAAAAUAAGCAUUAUGAAUACAGAGACAUAAAAUUCCACUGUCCCUUCCUUUUCUGAAAUACUCUGGGAGGUAUUCUGAUAUUUUUAAAUCCCCCAAUUUUCCCAGUUGAUAUCUCUAGACUUUAAGCAACUGAAAUAUUAUAAAAAUGCAUUAGUCACAAAAGAUUUAUUUUCUUACAUCACACUAGGCUUUAAGAUAUUUUCUGCCAUGCCUUGCCUUUAGUAUCAAUAUUUUAAAAAUUUCACUGUAAUUUUAUAACUGCCUAAUAACAAACUGAAAACAGAACUUCUGAGUUUCCUUAUCAGAAAGGGCCACAGAAAAGGCCUUAGGAAAGAAAGAUUCACUUACUUCUGCAAACUUGGCAAUCCGUAAUUUAACUUUAAUUUGUAUUUUAUGCAUGAAUUUUACUUGUAAAGACAAAAUUAAAUUUGCUUCCCCUACAUCCCAACUCCAAGAAGUCACAGGAAUAGACUCUUUCUAAUAGUGCAGUGAAAUAUUUUUUCAAACCAUAAACUCACAUAUAUAUAUAUAUACCUUGUAAACAAGAGGUUAAGAAAUUUUAUAGCACAUUUUAAAAUUAUUUUCUUCCUCAAAUCUAUCAUGUGGUAACUUAAUCUUUAACAGACUUUAGGGCCCUAAACUAAAAUUAUAAGAGCUAUUUCAUUUGCUUUUUGUACUGGGUAACUGUAACAAUCACAAACAAUAAAUCAUGAAAAUCCUUUCUGGGUUUGUGGUUUCUAAAGGAAAUAAUAUUGAACUUUUGUAUUUUGUCUUUUAAUUGGCUCCCUGGUAUCUUCAGAAUGAUGUCUAGAUUCUUCAGUCUGGACCCACCUACUCUUCUCACAUUAUCUCCCAUCACUGUUGUCACAAACCAUACCCUAUAGCUAAAGAUUGCUACUUUAGUUUAUUACAUUCAGAACUUUCUUCACUUUGUUCACCUGUUGCCCAUCUUUGUUCUAUCAUACCUGAAUGGUAUAAUAAUUCUAAACAACUUUCAAGGUUCAUCUCAUCUGUCAUUCUUUGUUGAAGCUUGCCCUUAUAUCCUCUCUUCCCCAAAUCUAAAAGUAAAACUUUCUACCACUGGGGCUUCAGAUACUUUUAAUACUACUUAUUUGAAUUUCAUUAUUUUUAUUAUAGUUUAUUAUUGUCUUCAUAGCUGAGUACUCUUAAAAUUACUGUUUAUUAUAAGUGAAUGUCUUACAGAACAAACUCAAAGUCAAUGCUUCUUUUGCAUGUGAAUAAUCAAGCUUUUUUUUGUCAUCAUUACUUUAAUAAGUAACAUUAUUUUAUAUGAAGAAUAGAGUGUAUAUACAUAAACCCAUGUGCCAGCUGCCAUUGCACUGCCUCACAUUUUCCUUUAGAUGUUUGAGCAUAGUUUUAAUGACUGUUUGAAAUCUCUGUCUCCCUAGUUCCAAAUAUGGGUCAUCUUGGAGUUGGUCUUCAUUGGUGCCUUUUCUCUUAAGUAUGGGUCAUAAUUUUCCUGUUUCUCUAUAUGUCUAGUAAAUUAGAAUUUUAUUCUAGAUGAUGAAUAAUGUGUGGCAGAGAUUCUGGAUUCUGUUACAUUCCAUCAAAGAGUAUUGAUAUUUUGUAUAUACAUUUACAAAUGUACAUGUACACGAUAAUAAAAAUAAUUUUUUUCUGA